CUUUCCCUUUCCCCUUCCCCUUUCCCUUCUCUUUCCCCUCAGAACCCAGCAGGCCUGGGUUCCUUCGAACCCACCCAGGUACUGGGUUCCUUGGGUUGGGUUCGAAGGAACCAGGCGCUGGGUUCGAAGGAACCCAAGCGUUGGGUUCCCUCGAAUCCACACCUGGGUUCUUUGAACCAGCUGGGUUUCAUGGAACCCGACCUUGGGUUCCGUCGAACCCAGGCAUGGGUUCAACGAAACCCAGCACGCCUGGGUUCUUCGAACUAGCUGGGUUCCAUGGAACCCGACCCUGGGUUCCGUCGAACCCAGGCAUGGGUUCAAUGGAACCCAAGCGUGGGUUCGAAGAACCCAGCACGCCUGGGUUCUUCGAACCAGCUGGGUUCCAUGGAACUCGACCCUGGGUUCCGUCGAACCCAGGCAUGGGUUCAAUGGAACCCAAGCGUGGGUUCGAAGAACCCAGCACGCCUAGAAAGCAAGGCAAGGAAGAGGAAGGAAAAAAAAAAGAGCGUUGUUGGGUUCGAUUCAACCCAGGUGCUGGGUUUGUUUGCUCGAGGAAGAAGAUGAUGGCAAAUUCGUAAUUUUGGUGGGCCCCCCUUUUGUUGGGUUGGGCAAAGAUAUGACAUGUCACGUUGCCAUAUUAUUAUUUAUUCAUUUAUAUAACUGACGUGUUUCAAAUGUUUGAUAUGUCAUUAAAUUUUCGUGAAAUAA
Messenger RNA from Rubroshorea leprosula, 708 nucleotides. The record is from the annotation of a GenBank genome assembly. Lineage: Eukaryota; Viridiplantae; Streptophyta; Magnoliopsida; Malvales; Dipterocarpaceae.